AUGUCCUCUCUUCUUCAGUAUGCUACUCUGCUAUUGGUACAACUACUAGUACUGUUUGUAGUCCUUGUUGCCAUUGGGGAUGGCGCUGUGGACAUCAAACUUAUCUGCAACACAACUUCAUACCCUGACUCGUGUUACAACAGCCUCGCUACAAUUGCCGCCAUGUCUCGGGGACAUCAUGAGGUGUACAUGUUAUCUGUGCAAGUCGCGAGCGAGGAGGUGAGCAGAGCCUCGGAUGGUUUCCUGCAACUACAGGAGGAAUUCAAGAAUAUUUCUGACGCCAUGUCUUUAAGGGCUAUCCAGGUCUGCCACGACCUAUUCUCUAUAGCGGCGCUUUGCCUAAUUGACUCUUGGAGACCUGCCAACAUCCACGAUGCGUUUGCCGAUCUUAAUAUAUGGUUAACUGCGGCCGGGACUCACCAGCAGAGCUGCGUUAGCGCCAUGGACGACGCCAAAGACGCAACUUUGACGCGUAAGGUUUUGAAGAAUCUGGAGAAAUCAACCAAGUUGACGAGUAAUAGUUUGGCCAUCCUACGUGCAUUCGAAGAAUCCAUGGUCGAUCGUUCAAAAGUCAACACUGAAGAUCACCAUAUUGUUUCAACUUCAGCUGCUAAGAGAGAGUCGCGGAAGUUGGGUUCUGGUGGCAUGCCAAGAUGGCUGGAUUCCAAGGAGAGGAAGUGGCUUCGAACUCCGACCGGGAAUUUGCAGAUUGAUGCUGUGGUGGCGAAAGAUGGGUCGGGAGAGUUUAGUAAAAUAUGCGAUGCGCUUAAGGCCGUGCCGGAUAAUUGCGUUAAGAGGUUCGUGGUCUAUGUUAAACGAGGGGUUUACAAUGAGAAUGUUAGGGUUGAGGCAACCAAGUCCAACGUUAUGAUGAUUGGUGAAGGGAUGGAAGCUACUGUCGUCUCUGCAGCCCUAAAUUUCGUUGAUGGAACUCCAACAUUCGACACUGCUACAUUUUGUGUAUUUGGUGCGGGAUUUAUCGCCAGGGAUAUGGGGUUCCAGAACACCGCUGGUGCUGCAAAGCGUCAAGCCAUAGCAUUGAUGGCAGACGGCGAUAGGGGAGUGUUUUACCGGUGCAAGUUUGAUGGUUUCCAAGACACUCUGUUGGCACACGCCUAUCGCCAAUUCUUCCGCCAGUGCCACAUCUACGGUACAGUCGAUUUCAUUUUCGGAGACGCUGCUGCCGUGUUCCAGGACUGCAAUAUCCUCCCCCGCAGACCAUUGCCCGGCCAGCAAAACAUCAUCACCGCUCAGGGCAAAACGGAUUCCAGGGGAGCCUCCGGGUUUUCGAUCCAGGACUGCAAACUUUACCCGGCCGAGAACCUCGCUGGAGCCACCACUUUUUUGGGCCGUCCUUGGAAAACCUACUCCACUACAGUUUUCAUCCGCACGUAUAUGGGAAGUUUCAUCCAUCCUAAGGGAUGGGUCCCUUUCAGGGGCACAAUGGCGCCGGAUUCCAUUUACUAUGCCGAGUUUGAAAACCAAGGACCCGGCGCCGUAACAGCGAACAGAGUCCAGUGGAAGGGUUUGCAUUUGGAUAUUAGUAGCGCCGAGGCUAACAACUUUACUGCGAACUCUUUGAUUGGAGGAGGGUCUUGGCUUCCCAGUACAGGUGUUCCCUUCAAAUCAGGUCUAUAA
Messenger RNA from Ipomoea triloba (trilobed morning glory), 1638 nucleotides. Its product is annotated as probable pectinesterase/pectinesterase inhibitor 46. The record is from RefSeq and is a predicted model, not a curated record. The coding region runs from base 1 to 1638 and encodes 545 amino acids. Gene Ontology annotation, molecular function: pectinesterase activity; pectinesterase inhibitor activity. Gene Ontology annotation, biological process: cell wall modification. NCBI's taxonomy places the organism in Eukaryota, Viridiplantae, Streptophyta, Magnoliopsida, Solanales, Convolvulaceae. The transcript is spliced from 4 exons.